Messenger RNA from Alternaria triticimaculans, 1545 nucleotides. RefSeq lists its product as uncharacterized. Gene Ontology annotation, molecular function: protein binding. NCBI's taxonomy places the organism in Eukaryota, Fungi, Ascomycota, Dothideomycetes, Pleosporales, Pleosporaceae. Bases 1 to 1545 code for a protein of 514 amino acids. The record is from RefSeq and is a predicted model, not a curated record. The transcript has a single exon.
AUGUCUGCUUCGGCUAUGAGUGUGAGAUGUCUGGCUAGCACAAGGAUUCCGAUAUGCGAUGCGCAAGAUGGACAAAAGGAGGCAAGGGAUGAAGAUCGGGAUCGUGCUCAGUCAAAUGAGUUGGGCGAGGCGGAGAGAGUGAUAACGAGCAGCGGUGAGGCACAACACCAGUCCAUGGAAGACGAACCGGAAGACAAGAACAACAAUCACCCCUCGGAUAGACAAUCGUCCCCGAGAUCAUCGCUUCUAUCUUCCGAAUUGGAAUCGGAAUCAGAAGAUGGCAGCGAGUCUAACAGGUCAGAUCACGAGUUCGAUACCAAACCGUACACGAGCUGCAUACAAGAAGCUCAGCUAUCACCGGAUGGUACCUGCGUCUUCACAUCGGACUAUAGUCGUCAAUUUUCUGUGUAUCCCAUCUCCAACGACAUCCUGACCCAGACCAACGCUCAGCCUCUCACGCCCUACGCUUCUCUUCGCUCUGCCGAUCCUAUUUGGGCUUUUGCUGUCAACCCGCUCUUCAACUUACAAGAUGCCAGCAGCACGACUGUGCUGAUCAGUCGACGGGAUGCUUACAUCAGUCUGCACAACGCCUUAUGGUCUACCUUACAGAAACACAUCGAAGACAAUCAAAUCUCAGGGCCAGUAGAUAUAUCCACCCCCCUAGCAUCCUACAAACUCAUCAACAAUCUGACUGAAGCCGUCAUCGCACCCCUCAGCCUCGCCUACUCCACCACCGCCACCCACUUCUUCGCCGGCUCAAAAGACGAAAUCGCCAUCUUCGACCUCCUCGAGACCGAUAAACCAAUCCACACAAUCCGCACCAUACCCGCCAAACGCAACAAACUCAAAGGCGGAGGCCGCGGCUUCAAAGGCCAGAUUUCCGCUUUAUCCCUCUCGCCCCCCUCUCACACAUCACAUGAUGGCAUUCUAGCAGCCGGCUCCCGCACCCGUUACAUCGGUAUCUACGACCCCGUCGGCGGCACAGAAGUGACACAUUUCUCCCUCCCAGGCACGAUCAACGGCAUCAAAUUCCGCAACGAAAACCUCCAAAGCGUCAUGGGCGACGGCGUCACAUCCCUCAAAUGGAGCCCAUGCGGCAAAUACCUCUACGUCGCGGAGCGCAGUUCAGACGUCCUCCUCAUCUACGACGUCCGCAACUUCUCGCUCACCUUGGGAUACUGUGCGGGGAGACAAGCGCUCACUCGUCAGAAACUGGGGUUCGAUGUUUGGAAUGCGGGACAGAGUCCGUAUGAUGUUGAGGGGAUUUCGCAUGAGGUUUGGGCUGGUGGGAUGGAUGGGAAAAUGAGGGUUUGGAGGGAUCCGUAUAGGAGGGAGGGGGCUGUACAGGCUGAUGAGGUGGUGGAGGUGGGUGAUGGGAAGGCGCCUGUUGUGGGCAGUCUUGUUCAUGCUUCGGGGAGUUUGGCGGUUGCGGCUUGUGGGAGGGUUGGGUUGGGGGGUGAUAUGGAAGAAGGGACGAGGAGGGGUGGGGGUGUGAGACCCGUGGUGAGGGAGUGGGGGAGUUUGGAUAUCUUGGGGUUGGGCUGA